This is a messenger RNA of Cuscuta campestris, 1918 nucleotides long. Lineage: Eukaryota; Viridiplantae; Streptophyta; Magnoliopsida; Solanales; Convolvulaceae. The record is from the annotation of a GenBank genome assembly.
CGACAGUUUGGCCGAGUGGUCCAAGGCGCCAGAUUUAGGCUCUGGUCCGAAAGGGCGUGGGUUCAAAUCCCACAGCUGUCAUUUUACUUGCGUUCCAUUUUAUUUUUGUUCUUAUUUUGAAGCCCAGUCUCUGUUCUUUUUGUUUCUCUCGGCCGCGGCAAAUUUUCUAGUCCUACCAGUUCCACGCGAUGUAUCAUCGUCACUUCCUUCGCCGCUUGCUCGCCAUUCCGGCCACUGUUCGCCGCCGGUCACUCUCAACCUUGGCCUUCGACGAAAUACGUUCGCCGCCGGAUCGUUCAUACAAGUUCACCGCUUUCGUUCUUCACGGCCUGUUAGGCUCCGGUCGCAACUGGCGUUCCUUCUCCCGCUCUCUCGCUUCUUCUCUUCCAUCCGGAUGGAGGAUGAUUUUGGUGGAUCUUAGGAAUCACGGUAGAUCGGCUGAAAUUGGAUGCUUUGAGCAGCCACACACUAUGGAAAAUGCUGCGAAUGAUCUGGCCAAUUUGAUCGAAUCACAAGGUUGGGAUUGGCCAGAUGUUGUUAUUGGCCACUCAAUGGGCGGCAAGGUGGCACUGCAGUUCGCUCAGAGCUGUUCUCGCGGUGAUUAUGGCCAACCAGCUCAAUUGCCUAAGCAGAGCCUCGUUCUAACCAAUAUGGUUAUCACACGCUCCUCUAAUACUAACUCAAAUCCAGAAGAUAAUCAGGAAAAUCCCUUUGGUAAGGAUCCUCUGGCAACCAUUGCCUCUCGAUUGGCAGCUUUAGAUGUUUUACAAGAAAAGGUGACGGCUCUGGAAGCAAAUUCAUCUCGCCGUAAUAGUGGAAAAGGGAAACAGCGCAAUCGUGCAGAUGAUAGCGAUGAGGAAUAUGAAUCAUCUCGGCGUGCUUCGAGGCUACCACAUGCAAAACUGGAAUUCCCAAAAUUUACAGGAGGCGACCCAAGAGGAUGGAUCCUCAAAGCAGAGAAGUAUUUCCGUUACUAUGACGUUCCAGAGGAUGAUAAGGUGGAUGUGGCUUCCAUGUACCUUGAAGGGGAUGCUUUGGGCCUGUUUUCAUGGAUGAGCACUGAGAGAACGUUGUUUUAUUGGGAAGAUUUGGUGAAGGCAUUCCAAGAACACAAUGGUCCACCGGAGUAUCAAAAUCCAAACGAAUACCUUUGUAGUAUCAAACAAAGUGGUACUGUGACAGAGUACCGCUUAGAGUUUGCAAGAAGGGCAUCUCGAGUUGAAAGAUGGCCUGAGCACUGCCUUCUAGGGGUUUUCAUCAACGGCCUCAAGGAAGAAUUGCGACCAGAUGUUCGGCUUCACAAGCCACAAACUGUGUACAGGGCUGCAAGUCUUGCCCUGGAGUUUGAGAGAAAGCAACCUUCGAGUCGAGGGUCCAGAUCUAAUGCUGCUUUUGGCCCAAAUCGCAGCAACCCACUUUACCCUCAAAAUUAUUCAACACGUGAACAGAAAGGAAAAGCACUAUUGGCAGAUCCCUUCACAGCAACAAUUAUUCAAAAUUUAAAGGAGAACACAACGUCCAGGCCGGGCUAUACUCUAGUGGAACAACGACUGUAUUUCAAUGGGCGCUUGGUAAUUCCUGAGAGUUCAUCCUUGCGUGCUAAGCUACUCGAAGAGGCUCACAACACCCCUUGUGGUGGUCAUGGUGGAUUCUUGAAAACUCUUAAACGCCUCUCCAACACUGUGUACUGGCCUCGCAUGAAGCUGGAUGUCAAGCGGUUGGUUCAACAAUGCUUUAUUUGUCAGAAAAGUAAAUAUGAAGCUGAUAUAUCUCGAACUAAGGGUCUUAACAGAGUUGUGGUUUUUCGGAGAGGAAAUGUGAUAAUAUGUUGAAGGCAAGCAAGAGGCGAAAUGAAUGGAGUGUGAAAGAGUUCUUUUUAAUGGUUUUUAAUAUGAGAAAAGAAAGGAGGAUCAGGAGA